AUGUCUCCCAGCAGACUCCCCACUCGGCUCGUCCACACUCUCAAAACCCACAAUGCCCCCGUCAACGCAGUCACCUUCUCCAGCUCCCCAGGAACAUACAUCUUAACCGGCUCCUCCGACCGCUCCAUCCACAUCUCGCGCGCCAUCCCGGACAGCAGCAGCAACAACAGGAACAUCAAGCAGCAAGGCGCCGGCGAAACCACCGCCCCGAUCCAGAAAUACGAAGCUCACGGCUACUCGGUGCUGGAUGUCGCCGUCGCAGCCGACAACGCCCGCUUCGCAAGCGUCGGCGGCGACAGACAGGUUUUCCUCUGGGAUGUGGAGCAGGGAGGCACGGUUAGACGGUGGAGUGGGCAUAAUGCGCGCGUGGAGGCUGUAGGGUUCGCUGGGGAGGGGGAUUCGGUUGUUGUUUCUGGCAGCGCCGACACCACCAUCAACAUCUGGGACACGAAAUCGCACUCGACCAAACCGAUCCAAACACUCACCGACGCGCGCGACACCGUCUCCUCGCUGCACGUGCACAUGCCCACGUACUCGAUUGCGAGCGGCAGCUACGACGGCCACGUCCGCGUGUAUGAUCUCCGCAUGGGCAGUGCGACGGUCGAUGUACUCGGGUAUCCGGUUACGAGUGUGCGGUGUUCCGCGGAUGGGAAUGCUGUGUUGGUUUCUACGCUGGAUGGGAGGAUUCGGAUGUUGGAUCGCGCGGAUGGGAAACUGCUGAAGGGGUUUGGGGGAGAUGAUAAUGGGGGUGGUAUGGAUGAUGGGAGAAAAUACCGCAAUAGCGAGCUGCGGAUUCGAUCGGUAUUUGCGAAGAACGACGCGGUGGUGCUGAGUGGCAGCGAAGCAGACCCGUCGACCGGGCAGGCCGGGAUGUUCGCGUGGGAUGUGCUGAGCGGGGAGGCCGUCGCGGGGGUUCCGGCCGGGGAGGGCGUCAAGGCCGUCAGUGCGGUGGCGUGGAAUGAGAGAGGGGGAUGCUGGGCCGGGGGUUGUUCAGAUGGAACCGUCAAAGUCUAUGGCUAG
Molecule: messenger RNA, 1020 nt
Organism: Aspergillus heteromorphus CBS 117.55
Lineage: Eukaryota; Fungi; Ascomycota; Eurotiomycetes; Eurotiales; Aspergillaceae
Product: WD40 repeat domain-containing protein
Exons: 4
Coding region: 1-1020 (339 amino acids)
Biological process (GO): mRNA splicing, via spliceosome
Cellular component (GO): catalytic step 2 spliceosome
Molecular function (GO): protein binding
Source: RefSeq, a predicted model, not a curated record